AAUCCCCACUGAUUGAUUUGCAAACUCCACCAACACACGCCCGCGGACGGCACGGAUCGAACAAAAACACGUUUCUUUUCGCGAUCUUAUCGUCGACGGUGACCGACGCAAAGAUGAAGUGUGCCGAGGGUGGCCCGGAACCGGUCGUCAUCGUCGGAUCGCCAGUUGUACGCCGAACGGUGCCACCAGCAGAUCGAAUAAUGGCAACAUCCUUCCUCGUGGUGGUGUGUGCGGCGUUCGCGUUUGUGAUGUUGCAGGCUCCCAGCGGUGGGCGUACGUUGGCGCAGGACCUUUUCGCUUUCCCGGUGGAUGAGGUUCUCAAUCCGUACCAGGAAAACGCUCGCAACCGCACACCGAUCUACUUACCGGGAAAAUGCAGCCCAAAUGAAAUCCUCUACCCUGGCGAUAAUGAUAACGAUUGGGUGUGCGAUUGCCGUCCAGGAUACGUCUACUAUCCACAGAACGACAGUUGUUAUGCGCUCUAUCAGCAGGGCUUCUGCGAGCCUGGGGAGUACGUGGAUCUCGCAAGACCAUCGAUGCUCACGAAAUGCACCAAAAAUGUGUGCCCGGGAAAAAACAAAGUACCGUACAAGGAGCGGUGCGUCGAGUUGCAUCGCAACAACCGCCUAUGCCCGAUCCGGAAACGCAUCAGCUGGGUAAUUGGCGUGAACGUCACUACGUUGGAGCUCGACUGUAUCGAAGGAUUCACGGAGUUGCUUGAGGUGAAGGUGGACAAUCGCAAUACGGACGAUACGGAUCACGCACUCCCGCACAUGGCCUCCUCUGGGUACGUACUUUUCGCGGGUGCCAAGCGGUGCAACAACGGUACGAAGGCCAUGUUCAAUGGGUUGUGCAGCUAGUGGACGAUUUAGUGGUCAUUUUGUUUGCUAAUAGUUCCGAAAUGUCUAAGUGUAUUUGAGCAAUAAACAAACACAU
Molecule: messenger RNA, 936 nt
Organism: Anopheles nili
Lineage: Eukaryota; Metazoa; Arthropoda; Insecta; Diptera; Culicidae
Exons: 2
Coding region: 114-860 (248 amino acids)
Source: RefSeq, a predicted model, not a curated record